AUGAAAUCCAUUCUUUUACUUUUAGUUUGCACUUGGUAUGUACGAGCUUCAUGGUUUCUGGGAUGCAGGGACUUUCAACUGGUCGAUUAUGUAAAGCCAAAGGAAAUUUCGGCUACUAUUAUGAUGUUCAAAGACGAUGCGAAAGAUGUGAGUUUAUAAAUUUGAGUUUUUAUUUGAAAAAACAAAGUUUUAUGAAUGGAAUAUUAAGGAAAGUUAAAAAAUGGGUAACAAGAAUGUUUUUCAAUGUAACUUUUUUGAAAAUGUAGCUAGUGGCUUGAUAUUUUGAGCGAUUGUAGAUCAAUCAUUUUCACAACUAAUGUUUUAACUGAAAUUCAGAAAUUCGCAGAGUUUUUGAAGUUACAGUAAUUUAACCGUACAGUACUUUUUACAAAAUUUCAAAAAUUUUUUAAUUUAAAAUGUUGAUUAUAAGGUUUGUAGGACAUAUAAUAGAAUUGUAUAUAUUUGUUAGUUUUGGGAAUAGUACCUUGAUUUACGGCCGUGCAUAUAUUUGAAAAUGACGAAAAAUCACGAAAGUUCGAAUCCGCUUGGAAGCAGCGGAGUAAAGUGGGUAUAUCUUUCAAAGUCUUUCGGAUUUUAAAAUUUUAUUUAUCGUGUUUGUUGAGUAAUUUCAUUACCUAAAUUUGUACAAAGUUUCAGUUUCUUAGCUAUGUUGUGAAGAAAGUUAUGAUUAUAUUUGUCUAGAGCACUACGAUAAUAUCCCUCUUUUGACGGGGUUUUUGCUAAUUUUAUGUGAAAAACCCAACAAGAGGGCUGAAAUACAAUUUUAAAUCAAAGAUACGAUACAUUGUUUUAGUAUAAUUAUAUUUUUACAUUUUAGGACCCCUUGCACGACUGGUUAUUUACAGAAAUUGCUUGUCGAUACCUGAAAAUGGAGACUAACAAGAUGGUGGGGAUGGAUGUUGUACUGUUUGAUGACCAAUUUAUGUGGUUCUUUAUGUCGAAUAGAAGCGAUGUUUCUUACCGACGUUAUGAUACGUUACCGCAAAAUAAUGAAUCUAUGUUUUUGAAUGAGUGUAAGUUAAUAUUACUUUGAAUUUUAUUUUUUAGGUAUAAAAUUAUUUUUAAAAGCUUUUUAUGGAUUGUAGAAUACGGAACUGAUUUACCAAGUGUUCUGUUUUAGCUUUAGAAUCUUUUUCUGGCCUAAAUAUUACUAUAGAACACAAUGCCAAAUAUGGCGGGAAUUUUGAAUUUUAAAAGUUUUUUUUGUUAAGCAGGAAGAUAAUUAAUUUAGAGUAAAAUACGAACUUUCUAGUUUGUAUCUGCCAAAUAAGAUUGCUUUAUAUCUAAAAAUGACACAGAAACAGAAUGCCAAAAACGGCGGAAAAACGGAAAUUUGAAUUUUAUAUCUAAAACUUUUAGCUUUAACGAAUGAACUAAAUUUGCCUUGUCAAAAACUAGUCUGGAAGAUCAUGAAGAUAUCAUUUUUCAUGGAUUUGACCAACGAUACACUUAAAAAUGUCAUUUAUAUUGAUGAUUUUGGCCACGAAGACUAUUGUUCUCCUGAUGAACUUGUGAAUGUAAGUCUUUGUUAUGACGUUGUUACAGUAAGAAUUGUUAGGCCAACUUGAAACGUGAUGUUUUUCCAAGCUUUACAAUGAUAUAUUUUGGUAUAUCUUUCAGGAAUUUCUUCGAAUCCAAGGCAAAGUUCAGGGUUAUCAACCAUUGUUUGGUAUGGUACUACAUCAAGUUGGGAAUAGUAACUAUAGUGCCAUUCCGAAUGGGACUGAAGACGUGAAUACUUUGGGGCAAUGCCCAGAAGAGUACAAUGUGACAGAGUGCGUGUUUUUGGGAAUUUUACCUGGAUAUAUUUUUGGUUUUGACACUGGAAAUGGUAAGUUUUUUUUCUACCCUCUACUCCCUACUCAUACCCCUCACAUCUACAACUACUUCUACUUCUAUCUCUUCUUUACCACUCCCUUCAUCCUGACCUUAAUCUCGGUCUCUACCAUACAAUUUCAAAAAUUUGCAUUCCGCCUACCUACUAUUGAUUUUUUAGUUUUUUUGUUUACUGUUUUCUUCGCGUAGCUUUAGGCUUGCCUCACAUGCCCUAAAGAGAAGAAGUAAAUUUUAAAAAUUUUAGCGACAACCACAGUUGAUAAGAUGAUGCCAAAAAUUUCUGAACUAAAUGAUGGAAUUGAAUGGCUGCUCAGAAGCCUUGCCAAUCGUAUGACACAAGUUACACAUGAAUAUGUGAAACGAUCGAGUGAUGUACAUGUUUAUUCGUUUCUGUAGGUGCAGUUUUAAACGUUUCUAUGUAUUUAUAAGCCGAAACUUACAUUUUUAAGUCUAAACGUGUAUUUUUAAGCGUAAACGUCAUUUUUAAGCUUAAAAUUUUAUUUUAAGCCUAAAAGUCAUUUUUAUGCUUAAAAUAUUAUUUUUAAGCAUAAAAGUCGUUUUUAAGCUUAAACUAUUAUUUUCAAGCCUAAAAUAUUAUUUUAAGCCUAAAAGUCAUUUUUAAGCCUAAAAUCUUAUUCUUAAGGUUAAAAUAUUAUUUUCAUGCCUAAACUAUUAUUUUUAAGCCUAAAAUUUUAUUUUAAGCCUAACGUCAUUUUUAAUCCUAGCUUUAAUUAUGUUUUCAGGUAUAAUGUUCUAUAUUAUUUGGCAUUUGUCAUGGGUUUGAUGUUCCUUAUCGUAUUUUGGUGCUUUACGAGCAUUUUCGCUACUAUAGCUGGUGCACUGUUCAAUAAUUAUUUCAUUGAAUGUAAGUUUUUAUUUAUAUUAGGGUAGGGUAACUGUUGGUUAGGGUAGUGUGAGAGCAGUGUAGGAUAGAGCAGGUUACUGUAGGUAUGAUAAGGUAGGAUACUGCAGGACAGGGUAAGGUAUGGUAGGGUAAAGUGGAGGGGAAGUAGGGCAUGGUAGGGUAGGGCACGGUGGGAUAGAGAAGGGUAUGGUCGUUCAUGACAAGUUAGGAUACUGUAGGACAGGGUAAGGUGAUAAUGUAGUGGGAGGGUCGGGUAGGAUAAAUCGUAAAAACAGGUAAUUGUCAUCAUUUAUAGUCCUGAUGGACGCCAGAUCAAACGAAGAAAGGCGAGACUAUCGCAGAGCGAUCGCUCAACAGGCGCAAGUAGUUCAACAACAGAAUGCUCCAGUACAACUACAAGGUCAGGCACAACAAAACGAUCAAGUAAAACAUGGUCAAGUACAACAAAAUGGUCAAACACAACAGAAUGAUCAAGUACAACAACAUCAAAACCAACAAAGAAAUGAAUCACAACAAACACAAGGCCCACAAGCGGUAGUAGUAAUGGGACAAGGAGUUGUAGAACAAGUAGAAAGUAACCAAGUAAACCAUCAAGUGCAAGAAGAAUCAGUUAAAGAGGAUGAACAAGUAAAACAAGAACAACAAAGAGAUCCAGCUCAAGACAUGAAGAUACAACAAGAUCAACAGGUGCAAGAACAAGAAGAACAAAGGAAAGAACAACAAGAAGUGAAAGGACAAGAGGUAAAAGCGCAAGAACAAGUUGUAAAAGGACAAGAACAUCAAGUAGAACAGAAGAAACAUGAAUCGAAAACAGAAUAA
Molecule: messenger RNA, 3541 nt
Organism: Bursaphelenchus okinawaensis
Lineage: Eukaryota; Metazoa; Nematoda; Chromadorea; Rhabditida; Aphelenchoididae
Source: the annotation of a GenBank genome assembly